UAAUGUGAUAUACGACAUCGAGAAGAAAAUAAUAUAAAAGAGAAGGGAAAUGGGCAGCUGCUAUCCAGCUGCAACCAUAUGAUGUCGUACAGAGAGGGGCAGGUUGUUGAAUGAAACGGAAAAAAGGAAGAAAAAAAAAGUCGAAGGGAAAAUGGGUGCGUCUCGAGCUUCUCUCGCGUCCCGUAGAAACAUCACUUGUGCGAGAAAAAAAGUCCCCACCGAUAACGAUGAUAGAUAAUCACCAGCUUGAUAACCCCGCGGUCUCGAUGGGGUGUCUUGCGACUAUUCAAGAACAAACACAAUGUCGACGAAAUUCCCUGAGGUCCAGGGAGGGGGCUCCCUGAUCCUUGCCUGGCAGAUCAGAGACAAACAUGUGCUGGUCGUUGGUGGCGGAGAGGUCGCUGCUGGUCGUAUCCUCAAUGUUCUCAAUGCCGAUGCGAAGGUUACUGUCGUCUGUCCUGCUGCCGGGCUGAACGAAGAGGUGGCGUACCGUGUUUCACAGAAACAAGUCAUACACGUUGAUCGGACUUUCGAGCCUCAAGAUCUCGAGGGGGUCGAUAUGGUCCUCUGUGCAAUUGACGACCCUGCUGCAUCGACCCGUGUCUGGCAACUCUGCAAGGAAAAGAAAAUUCCCGCAAACAUUGCCGAUGUGCCCCCGGAAUGUGAUUUCUACUUUGGCAGCAUGUAUCGUGACGGUCCGCUGCAGGUGAUGGUGAGCACAAAUGGGAAUGGACCGAAGCUGGCCAGUAUCGUGCGCAAGAAAAUCGCAGAAACUCUGCCGGAUAAUAUGGGAACGGCUAUCGAGAACACGGGCAAGCUACGCCGGAAGUUAAGGCAUGUAGCCCCGAAUAUUGAGGAAGGGCCAAAGCGGAUGAAAUGGAUGUCGGGGAUUUGCGAGUCAUGGAGUCUGGAAGAACUGGUCAAGAUGGAUGAGCAGGACAUGGACAAUGUGCUCACUUAUUACGCCUCAGGAAAGGUUCCAACGUAUGCUGAGGUUCAAGUUAAGCGUGAUGUACAAUCAUAGGACAAGUUCCAGUAUUCAUUACCAUGCUCUGGCAUUUGAUACAAUAAGUAUAAGGGAAUAUAUAGUCACAGAGCAUAAUCGUAGUGAGGGUACCCGGUACAGUGAAAGCAUCUAAAUAUAUAACUUCAACUUAGCCGAGUAUCAAAAUAGAGUCAGGU
Penicilliopsis zonata CBS 506.65 is the source of this 1182-nucleotide messenger RNA. RefSeq lists its product as hypothetical. NCBI's taxonomy places the organism in Eukaryota, Fungi, Ascomycota, Eurotiomycetes, Eurotiales, Aspergillaceae. Gene Ontology annotation, biological process: siroheme biosynthetic process. Bases 302 to 1024 code for a protein of 240 amino acids. Gene Ontology annotation, molecular function: protoporphyrin ferrochelatase activity; precorrin-2 dehydrogenase activity. The record is from RefSeq and is a predicted model, not a curated record. The transcript is spliced from 3 exons.